AGCGACGAGGCAUUCCGCUCUGUCACCUCGCCAGUGCCGCCAGAAGUGCUUCAAGGUUCAAAAACACCGCAUUAUCCCGUAAACACAGUGAAUUUCUUGCUUCGCCUCUAUCCUCAUUCCUCCCUAUCUUCAUAUAUUUAUACGCAUGCGUAGUCUCCCAUCCACCAUUGUGGAGCGCAGCAUUUGAACGGGGAAGAAGAGUCCGCGGCUCAGCGUCCAUUGCCAACUCCACUUCCGGUCGCUCCCAUUUUGACAAGAUCUCAUCCCCAGCCUGCGAUUAAACGUUCAGCUUGUCUCUCCCCGAUUGUUCUCCUUUUCAAAACAACUCUCCCUCGAGUCCGACGAGCGUAUCCAAAAUGCCUCUCGGAAUCCAUAACCCUCUUCCCUCGUCCAUGAACAGCGAGUGCCGAAAGGCUGGAAAAAUCCUCGCAUCCUUUGUUGAUCCGCGACAAGCAUUCGGUCCUGACAAAGUCAUCCCGCCGGAGAUAUUGGCUGGUGCUAAGGGUCUCGCCAUUCUGACCGUCCUCAAAGCUGGGUUUUUAGGUUCUGGCCGAUUUGGCUCUGGCAUUGUCGUUGCUCGACUGGCCGAUGGGUCAUGGUCCGCUCCGUCCGCGAUCGCAACCGCAGGUGCUGGAUUUGGGGGUCAGAUUGGGUUUGAGUUGACCGACUUUGUUUUCAUCCUCAACGAUGCUUCCGCAGUUCGCACAUUUUCCCAGGCCGGAACUCUGACGCUGGGAGGAAACGUUUCGCUCGCAGCCGGGCCGGUUGGACGCAAUGCAGAAGCUGCUGGUGCCGCAAGCACCAAGGGUGUAGCGGCUGUAUUCGCAUAUUCCAAAACCAAGGGCCUUUUCGCUGGUGUUAGUUUGGAAGGAAGCAUGUUGGUCGAACGUAGGGAUGCCAACGAAAAGCUCUACAACAGCCGAGUGUCUGCUCGCCAGCUCCUCACUGGCACAAUUCCGCCUCCACCCGCGGCGGAACCUCUGAUGAGAGUGCUAAACUCUCGUGCUUUCUACGGAGUACGCACGAACGGUGACUCCAUGUACAAUGAUAUUCCUGUUUAUGAUGAUCGCCAUGACGACGUCGUCUGGGAGGGCCGCCGAGGAGACGCAUAUGGAGAGGGGAUGCGGCGCGAUAGGACUGGAUACAAUGCGCCCUCUUCGGAUGAUUACGAGUACCGAGAUCGACCGCGCCGGGCGACAACAUGGGCUGAUGAUGUAUAUGACCGGCCCACUGGAGGAGGCUUAAGUCGUUCCUCCACUGGCCGCUACGGAGGACGCGCCGAUACUUUCGACUCAUUUAACCGUGCGCGGAGCAACACAUACGACAACGACGACUACGUGUAUUCUGACCGAAAACCUAGUCGACCUACAGCGCCGAAGCCUGUUUUCGGGCAGCGCACCGGGGGCGCUGCUCCUCUACGUGAUGACCAAGUUAUUGCACUAUAUACAUUCGAUGCAGACCAAGACGGUGAUUUGGGUUUCAAGAAGGGGGAGGUCAUCACGAUCGUCAAACGUACCGAAAAGAAAGAGGACUGGUGGACGGGGCGAAUCGGUGACCGCGUCGGCAUAUUCCCAGCGAACUACGUGGACUCAGCUUAGACUCUCAGCCAAGACAUUGGUUUAUGUGGAACGAAAUUCAUGACCUCGAAACCCCCUUUCUCAAUUUAUACCUAUCCUCUUGUCUCUUUCUAUCUAUAUCUCGAAUCGAGUGCGUUUCGGUCAUGUUGGAAACAUCGGUCCUUUCUUCCGUUUAGCCUCGAGAUUUGUCUUCUCAGCCUUCUCGCGUAAGCAUUGGAGUUGGAAGGUAGUUAACUUUACCAGCACGUUUGGGAGAAAGAGCAAUCGACAUUGUCUACCUUAUUUGGCAACAGCAGCGGAUUCCCGAACUCUCCCCUCUACUGUUUUGUUCCGUUCGGUCUAAGUUCCUCUGUGUCUCGUUCUCGUGCUCUUAUACUUAUUGUCCUGCUCUUAUAUAUCCAUGGAUAGUUUCUGUCAUUCCAAUCACGCCUUUGUUUCGUUUCUAGAGUAAAAAUUGAGAGUCAUUGAUAACUAAGCGUCUUCCCACAUCUAUCCACAUUACGGUGUCAGGCC
Aspergillus versicolor CBS 583.65 is the source of this 2090-nucleotide messenger RNA. RefSeq names its product SYLF and SH3 domain-containing protein. Gene Ontology annotation, cellular component: actin cortical patch. Bases 357 to 1598 code for a protein of 413 amino acids. Gene Ontology annotation, biological process: actin cortical patch localization; actin filament bundle assembly. Gene Ontology annotation, molecular function: phosphatidylinositol binding; actin filament binding. The transcript is spliced from 4 exons. NCBI's taxonomy places the organism in Eukaryota, Fungi, Ascomycota, Eurotiomycetes, Eurotiales, Aspergillaceae. The record is from RefSeq and is a predicted model, not a curated record.